Hipposideros armiger (great roundleaf bat) is the source of this 4458-nucleotide messenger RNA. It is a transcript of the gene COL22A1, whose product is annotated as collagen type XXII alpha 1 chain. The coding region runs from base 1 to 4458 and encodes 1485 amino acids. Gene Ontology annotation, molecular function: extracellular matrix structural constituent conferring tensile strength. The record is from RefSeq and is a predicted model, not a curated record. Gene Ontology annotation, biological process: extracellular matrix organization. The transcript has 61 exons. Lineage: Eukaryota; Metazoa; Chordata; Mammalia; Chiroptera; Hipposideridae.
AUGGGUUGCAAAACUGUCCACUACGACCUGGUCUUCCUGCUGGACACCUCCUCCAGCGUAGGCAAGGGGGACUUUGAGAAGGUUCAGCAGUGGGUGGCUAACCUGGUGGACACCUUCGAGGUGGGCCCCGACCGCACCCGUGUGGGGGUCGUGCGCUACAGCGACCAGCCCACCACGGCCUUCGAGCUGGGCCACUUUGACUCCAGGGAGGCGGUCAAGGCGGCCGCAGGGACCCUGGCCUACCAUGGGGGCCACACCAACACAGGCGACGCGCUGCGCUACAUCACGCGCCACAGCUUCUCCCGGCGGGCCGGGGGCCGGCCUGGGGACCGCGCCUUCAAGCAGGUGGCCAUCCUCCUGACCGACGGCCGCAGCCAGGACCUGGUGCUGGAGGCCGCGCAGGCCGCGCACCGCGCGGGCAUCCGCAUCUUCGCGGUGGGCGUGGGGCAGGCGCUGAAGGAGGAGCUGCAGGAGAUCGCCUCCGAGCCCAAGUCCGCGCACGUCUUCCACGUGUCCGACUUCGACGCCAUCGACAAGAUCCGUGGCAAGCUGAGACGUCGGCUGUGUGAGAACGUGCUCUGCCCCAGCGUCCGUUUGGAAGGAGAACGCUUUAAGCACACCAAUGGCGGUACCAAGGAGAUCACAGGUUUCGACCUGAUGGAUUUGUUCAGAGUGAAGGACAUCUUGGGGGAGAGGGACAACGGGGUGCAGAGUUCCUACGUGCGGAUGGGAUCCUUCCCGGUGGUGCAGAGAACUGAGGACGUGUUCCCGCAGGGUCUGCCUGAUGAGUACGCCUUUGUCACCACCUUCCGGCUCAGGAAAACGUCCCGGAAAGAAGACUGGUACAUCUGGCAGGUCAUCGACCAGUAUGGCAUCCCACAGGUGUCCAUCCGGCUGGACGGCGAGAACAAGGCGGUUGAGUACAACGCCGUGGGCGCCGUGAAGGAUGCCGUCCGGGUGGUCUUCCGCGGGCCCCGGGUCAUUGACCUCUUCGACCGGGACUGGCACAAGGUGGCCCUGAGUGUCCAGGCCCAGAACGUCUCCCUGUACGUCGACUGCGUGCUGGUGCAGACGCUGCCCAUCGAGGAGAGGGAGAACAUCGACAUCCAGGGCAAGACGGUGAUUGGCAAGCGGCUGUACGACAGCGUGCCCAUCGACUUUGACCUACAGCGGACUGUGAUUUACUGUGACUCGCGCCACGCAGAACUGGAGACUUGUUGCGACAUCCCCUCAGGGCCGUGCCAGGUGACCGUGCUGACAGAGCCUUCGCCCCCGCCCCCAAGGCCUCCCACCUCUGGCAGUGAACACAUUGGCUUUCUGAAGACCAUCAACUGCUCCUGCCCAGCUGGAGAAAAGGGUGAAAAGGGCUCUCAUGGCCCCUUGGGAUUCCCGGGCCCAAAGGGAGACAUGGGAGCCGCUGGGCCCGUUGGAGCUCCUGGACCCAGGGGAGAGAAGGGCGACUCGGGCAGAGGACCUUUUGUCCAUGGAGAAAAGGGUGAAAAGGGUUCCCUAGGCCCGCCCGGUCCCCCUGGGAGAGACGGCAGCAAAGGAGUCCGGGGGGAACCUGGAGAGCCGGGGCUGCCGGGCGAGGUGGGCAUGCGGGGACCCCAAGGACCCCCGGGACUCCCCGGACCUCCUGGACACGUUGGCGCUCCUGGUCUCCUAGGAGCCCGAGGGGAAAAGGCCACACAGCUGGAGAGGGGGGAGCGAGGCCUGGAUGGAUUCCCCGGGAAGCACGGGGAGACGGGAGAGCAGGGAAGGCCCGGCCCUCCCGGUGUGGCAGGACCCCGGGGAGAGAAGGGUGAUGUGGGGCCCGCAGGACCACCUGGCGUACCGGGCUCUGUGGUACAGAAAGAGGGCCUGAAGGGCGAGCAGGGAGCACCGGGACCACGAGGUCACCAGGGCCCACCUGGGCCACCAGGAGCUCCGGGUCUGACGGGUCCAGAAGGCAAGAAUGGACCGGCCGGUCUGCCAGGUCUCCGAGGGAAGAAAGGAGACGUGGGCCCACCUGGAGUCCCUGGACCACUGGGGCCGCAGGGCCCCCCAGGACCACCUGGCAGCGCAGGCCCCCCUGGACCCGGAGGCCCCCCGGGUUUACCUGGCGAGAUCGGCUUCCCGGGAAAACCUGGGCACCCCGGGCCGGCGGGGCCACCUGGAGAGCGUGGGCUGAGCGGACCCCCGGGCCUGCCAGGACCCAAGGGGGAGCCCGGCGACAGAGGAGAGGACGGCCUGCCCGGGAAACCUGGCCUUCGGGGCGACGUUGGGGAGCGGGGCCUGGCUGGCCGACCUGGAGAGAAGGGAGAGUCAGGGUUCCCAGGUGCUCCAGGAUUCCCGGGCCUGAGGGGAGAGAAAGGCGAGCAGGGAGGGAAAGGUGAACUGGGCCUCCCAGGACCGAAAGGCGACCCAGGUGAAAAGGGCGAAGCUGGUCCAGCAGGCCCCCCGGGAUUACCUGGAACUCCGUCCCUGUUCACCCCGCACCCGAGAGUGCCAGGGGAACCCGGUCCAAAAGGAGACAAGGGGGAUCGUGGCACGCCCGGGGAACCGGGCUCACAGGGCCGUCCUGGAGAACUGGGGCCUCCCGGAGCUGCUGGACCACCGGGUGCCAAGGGACAAGAAGGCGCACGUGGGGUGCCGGGAGCAGCUGGAAACCCCGGCGCUCCUGGACCUGUAGGUCCCCCUGGUCCCAGUGGCCCCCCAGGAAGUGUGGGCCCCCCUGGCAUCAGAGGACCCCCUGGGAAAGAUGGGGAGCGUGGAGAAAAGGGAGCAGCCGGCGAAGGAGGGAGCCCAGGGCCGGCGGGCCCCAGAGGGGAUCCUGGGGCUCCCGGGCUGCCUGGAACAGGGAAAGACGGAGAACCGGGACUCCGUGGACCACCUGGCUUACCUGGACCUUUCGGAACCAAGGGGGACCGAGGCCUACCUGGGAUCCCUGGCUCUCCUGGCAACCGUGGGGACCCGGGCAUCGGGCUUGCUGGCCCCCCUGGCCCCUCUGGAUCACCAGGAGACAAAGGACCCCCGGGAUCUCGAGGCUUACCUGGGUUCCCCGGCCCCCAGGGACCAGCUGGCCAGGAUGGAGUGCCAGGAAACCCAGGAGAAAGAGGGCCCCCUGGCAAGCCGGGCCCCUCUUCGAGGCUGUCUCCAGAGGACAUACAUCUCUUGGUUAAGGACGUGUGCAGUGAUUGCCCCCCAGGGCCCCCAGGCCUCCCUGGCCUGCCAGGUUUUAAAGGGGACAAAGGCCUCCCAGGAAAGCCCGGGAGAGACGGCACAGAGGGGAGAAAGGGCGAUGCCGGGUCCAGAGGUCCCCCAGGUCCCCCGGGAAUAGCCGGAGCGCAGGGAAGUAAAGGAGAGCAUGGUGCAGACGGUGAGGCUGGACAGAAGGGCGACCAGGGUCAUCCCGGAGUUCCAGGUUUCAUGGGACCCCCAGGGAACCCUGGGCCACCGGGAGCAGAUGGAGUUGCAGGAGCUGCUGGGCCACCAGGAAUCCAGGGACCACCGGGGAAAGAAGGUCCGGCCGGCGCCGAAGGCCCCCCUGGAUUACCGGGAACCCCAGGAGCAGAAGGCAAAGAGGGCAGAGACGGGAAGCCGGGUCCCCCUGGAGAGCCGGGCAAAGCCGGAGAGCCGGGUCUGCCAGGACCAGAGGGCGCCCGAGGACCCCCGGGCUUCAAGGGACACACGGGCGAUUCUGGCGCCCCUGGCCCCCGGGGAGAGCCUGGUGCCAUGGGGCCGCCAGGCCGGGAAGGGUCGUCAGGAAAAGAUGGCUUCAAGGGACACACGGGCGAUUCUGGCGCCCCUGGCCCCCGGGGAGAGCCUGGUGCCAUGGGGCCGCCGGGCCGGGAAGGGUCGUCAGGAAAAGAUGGAGAUCCCGGGAUCAAAGGUGACAAAGGAGCUCCCGGUGGGAAUGGCCAGCCUGGGGACCCGGGAAUCCCAGGCCACAAAGGCCACACGGGCCUGAUGGGACCCCAAGGCCCACCUGGGGAUAGUGGGCCGGCCGGGCCCCCGGGGCCUCCGGGCCAGCCGGGAUUUCCAGGACUGAGGGGGGAACCUCCCUCUCUGGACACCCUGCGGCGGCUCAUCCAGGAAGAACUCGGGAAACAGCUGGAAACCAAACUUGCCUACCUCCUGGCCCAGAUGCCGCCCCCGGCACACAUGAAGGCAUCUCAAGGCAGACCCGGGCCCCCGGGCCCCCCCGGGAAAGAUGGGCUUCCAGGCCAGGCAGGCCCCAUGGGGGAGCCAGGACGGCCCGGGCAGGGGGGUCUGGAAGGACCUUCUGGACCAGUAGGACCCAAAGGUGAGCGAGGAGCCAAAGGUGACCCAGGUACGCCUGGCGUUGGCCUCCGAGGAGAGAUGGGACCCCCUGGAAUCCCAGGGCCCAAGAUGCAACAGCAGCUGUCCCGCCUGCAUCACCACCAGCCUCAAGGGAAGGCUGGGGAGAUAGGGCUUCGGUUACCACAAGGGCCCUGA